GUUUCCCCUCAAAAAACCUACAAGGCAUGGCAGCAUUCUGAGCAGAGAGUCUCCAGCCGACAAGAAGCAGAAGGUUGAACGCUGCAUCAGUGCACACGACUUUGAUCCUACAGAUAGCUCCUCCAAGAAGACAAAGUCUAGCUCGGAGGAGAGUAGAUCCGAGACGUAUGGUCUUGUUCAGCGGUGUGUUGUUAUUCAGCGGGAUGAAAAUGGAUUUGGGCUGACAGUCAGCGGAGACAAUCCAGUCUUCGUGCAGUCAGUCAAAGAAGAUGGAGCAGCCAUGCGGGCUGGAGUUCAGACGGGUGAUCGAAUUAUCAAGGUGAAUGGGACUCUUGUAACACACUCAAAUCAUUUGGAGGUGGUCAAGCUGAUCAAGUCGGGUUCCUAUGUAGCUCUCACUGUGCAGGGGCGCCCACCAGGGUCGCCCCAGAUUCCGUUAGCUGAUUCCGAAGUGGAUCCGGCAGCAUUCGGGCAUAUGUCACCCAUCAUGACCUCUCCCCAUUCGCCUGGCACGUCUGGAAAUGCAGAAAGGAUUACCAACCCGGUAUUAAUGGGGGAGGAGAACAAUAUUGUUCACAACCAGAAAGUGGAGAUUUUGAGAAAGAUGUUGCAAAAGGAACAAGAGCAGCUGCAGUCCUUACAGGAAGAUUACAGCCGAACACCCACCCCACGACUGCUCAAGGAGAUUCAGGAAGCCAAGAAACACAUCCCUCAGCUGCAGGAGCAACUGUCCAAAGCCACAGGCUCUCCUCAGGAUGGAGUUUUGUCCUCCCGAUUAGUGGCUGAGUCUUUGCAGAUCAGUGAAGUUGAGACGGAGAGUGGGGAAGGGCUGAGCAAAAUUGAGUCAAGUGGCGAUGGCUUCCGGCCAAACAGCGACAUUGCUGAUAGUCCUCGGAGUGGCCUGAAGGAGCGAGUUUACCUGGAUGAGAGCCCAGAGAAGAGCGAAAUUCAGGAUACUGAUUCACAGUCCAGUAUUGGGAGCCCCUCCUCCCGCAUGGCACCUCAGAUCAUCGGAGCAGAGGAUGAUGACUUUGACACUGAACACGAGCAGAUUAAUGGGCAGUGCAGCUGUUUCCAAAACAUGGAGCUGUUGAAGUCUCGCCCGGCUCACCUAGCUGUGUUCCUGCAUCACGUGGUGUCCCAGUUUGACCCUGCAGCCUUGCUCUGCUAUCUCUAUGCGGACUUGUACAAACAGACCAACUCCAAAGAGACUCGUCGUGUCUUCCUUGAGUUUAACCAGUUGUUCCUGGACCGAGCUGCGAACCUGAAGGUCCCAGUUCCAGACGAAGUUUCUUUAGAUCUAGAAAAGAGAAGGCCAGAACUCAUUCCAGAAGAGCUGCACCGCCAUUACAUCCUAACUAUGCAAGAUAAAGUCCUUCCAGAGAUCCAGAGGAAUUUGGAAGACUUCAGACAGAAGCGUAGCAUGGGCCUGACCUUGGCAGAGGGCGAACUGACUAAGCUGGACGCGGAACGAGUCCGUGACCGGAGCGUGCUGGAGAAGGAGAGAGCAUGUGCAGAGCAGAUAAUUGCCAAAAUUGAAGAAGUUCUGGUGUCAUCUCAACCUUUGGAAGAGGACAAGAGCUCCACCAUGCAGUACGUGAUUCUCACCUACAUGAAAUACUUGGGGGUGAGAGUCAAAGAGCCCCGGAGUCUGGAGCAGAAGCGUGGACGUAUUGGUUUCCUGCCAAAGAUUAAGCAAAGUAUAAAGAAAGAGAAAGAAGGGGAGGAAAAGGUGAAGAGGAGAGGUUUCCCUAGCAUCCUGGGACCGCCGAGAAGACCGAGUCGCCAUGACAGUGGUGCAAUUGGCAGAGCCAUGGAAAUGCAGAAGCAGCGCCAUCCAAAGUACUUAUCCACAGCCUCUUCUGUUAGCCCAGAGCCACCAGACUCUGGCAAAACACGCCAGAGUGGAUCUUCCAGCGAUGGCACAGAUGUAGCAUACCCAACUGCUAAUCCUAUGUCUCCCCUGACUUCGGGACCUUUUACCUCCCCAGAGGCAAGCAAAGAUAGUGAGACAGGCCCCAAGCAGACUGGAGAAGUUCUACCAUCUAGUGACUCUGUGGAUGGCACCCCCCGCACACCUAAUGCCACCUUUGAUUUCCCUUCCCCACCCCUGGACCACUUGCAGGAAGAGGAGGGAGAACUUGAGAGAACAGCUGAGUUGGGAACACCAAAACCUUUCCGCAAGAUGGAGAGCUUGGGCUAUGGGGAUGUCCAAAGUGAGGAUGAACUGUAUGAUUUUGAUACAGACACUGAUCCUCCCAACUGGCAGCAGCUUGUGAGUCGAGAGUUGCUGCUGGGGCUGAAACCCUAUGAAAUCAAACGCCAAGAAGUGAUUAAUGAGCUGUUUUACACAGAGCGAGCUCAUGUCCGCACGCUGAAGGUUCUGCAUCAGGUCUUCUACCAGCGCGUCUCCCGUGAAGGGAUCCUCACUCCCUCGGAUCUGCGGAAGAUCUUUUCCAACCUGGAGGACAUCCUUCUGCUCCACACUGGCUUGAACGAUCAGAUGAAAAGUGUCCGAAAAAGGAAGGAGACAUCGGUUAUUGAUCAGAUUGGAGAGGACUUACUAACUUGGUUCAGUGGACCAGGAGAGGAGAACCUGAAACAUGCAGCAGCCACCUUCUGUAGUAACCAGCCCUUUGCUUUAGAGGUGAUCAAAUCACGGCAGAAGAAGGACUCGCGCUUCCAGACCUUUGUGCAGGAUGCCGAGAGUAAUCCGCUGUGUCGCCGGUUGCAAUUGAAGGAUAUCAUUCCCACUGAGAUGCAGAGACUGACUAAAUACCCCCUUCUGUUGGAUAGUAUUGCUAAGUAUUCAGAACUGCCUGAGGAGAAGGAGAAAGUGAAGAAAGCAGCGGAUCACUGCCGUCAAAUCCUUAACUAUGUGAACCAAGCUGUCAAAGAGUCGGAGAACAAGCAGCAUUUAGAAGAUUAUCAGCGUCGUCUCGACCUGUCUUACCUGAAGCAGGCAGAAGACCCUAUGCUGGAUGAGUUUCGGAAUUUAGAUUUAACCAAGCGGAAGAUGAUUCACGAAGGACCUCUGACUUGGAAGGUGAAUCGGGACAAGACUAUAGAUCUCUACACCUUGCUCUUGGAAGAUAUUCUGGUGCUGUUGCAAAAGCAAGAUGACAAACUGGUGCUGCGGUGUCACAGUAAGAUCCUGGCAUCUACUGCUGACAGCAAGCACAUAUUCAGCCCUGUGAUCAAGCUGAACACUGUGCUAGUUCGCCAGGUGGCAACAGAUAACAAAGCUUUCUUUGUCAUCUCCAUGUCAGAAAAUGGCGCCCAUAUUUACGAACUAGUGGCGCAGACCGUUUCGGAAAAAAACGCAUGGCAGGACCUGAUAGCUCAGAUGGCAGGGACAGUGAAAACUGAGGCUUCCACCAGAAGGGUGAUACCAUUACCACAGCCAGGGCCUGGCGAAGAAGAGCGUGAGGAAGAGGAGCAGAAGUUGAAAGAUGAGCAGCCUGAUAUUCCAGCCAGCAGCAUGCAGAGUCCAGAUAAAGAGUUGGGCCUUGAGCCUUCCCUCUUACUGAAGACCCAGUCUCCUUCAGCUGUCAUGUCAGAGAAGUCUGAAGUAGAAGAUCUCCUCGUGACAGAGAGGCAGUUUGGCAAAGAGCAGCAGGAAGACGAGCUUGUGCUGAAAGACUCCUCUGCGUGCUACGAACAAGCGACCGCAGACGUGCCUUUCCGAGUCUCAGAAGAGCGGUGGGCACUGGAUGCGUUAAGGAGCUUGGGCUUGUUGAAACAGUUGUUGGUGCAGCAGCUUGGCUUGUCGGAGAAGAGGACCCUUGAAGACUGGCAGCAUUUUCCCAGGUUUAGGACAGUUUCCCAAGGUGCUUGGGCAGAAAGUGGAAACCAGGGUGGACUGCAGCACUCUGAUAAUAACAAGAUGCACCAGCCUGGAGUGGACCGGAUGUCUGUCAGACCUGGAACUAGUGAACCCGCAGCUUGUUACGGUAUCCGGACUUCAGCUGAAUUCCCAGCUUCACAGGAUGCCGUGCAGCUGGUAUCUAGAGACGCCAGGUCAGGUAAUAAUGUAGUAAUGGACCUUGUAAGCAUGAACGUGGAGACCCCGCUCACGGAGCUGGAAGGAGUGGGUCCUGAUGACAAUGGAGAGCACUUCUUUGAUGCCCGCGAGGCCCACAGCGACGACAACCCGUCCGAAGGAGAAGUGACGGAAAGGAAGGAGGAUGUGGAGGUGCAGUUACGGAUCUCAGGAAAUUAUUUGAUCCUUGACGGAUAUGGAACGGUGCAGGAAAGCUCCACGGACGACGAGGUGUCUUCGCUACUCCUACAGUGCACUGCAGGCAACACCUCUCUGGACACUGCGCAGCAGCAACACGUUUCCCCCAGGGAGGCCCAGUCGGACGGGGGGAGCUCCCUGUUUGCCGAGUUCAUGGCCUCCCGCUGGGCGACUGUGGAGGAGUCCAGCUCCGGAGCACCAAGCCCCGCCUUCUCUGCAGAGUCACGUAUCCAGAUGAUGCAGUACAUUCGCAAGAUCGAGGCUGACCUUGAACACUUAAAGGAGAUCGAGGAAAAUUAUGCCACUCUCCUUCGCCAAAGGCUGGCUGGAUCAGCCCCCACAGAUGAGCACUCAGACAAAAGUUAGUCACGUUUUUAGAAGUGGCUGAAGGUUGGAUGAAGAGUAUCGGCGCCUGCUGGCUUCCGUGUGGACUCUGAGGCUACAGGGUUUCUUUCUGUGGACCAUCCAAGUGUUAACCAUACUCCAGCAAAGCAGGGAAUGGGGUGCUUUCCUUCAGGGGCAACUGCACUAGCCUGGCUGGCAGGGAGUCUCUUCCAUUCUCUCCUCUUCCUCUCCUUGCUACUAAAAAAUUGUUUUUGAUUCUGAACAAACAGACAAAAAAAAAAAAAAACCAAACCAAAUGUACAGAGCUUUGGGUGUAGGAUAUAAAAUGUAUUUAGACAUUAAAAAAAAAAAAUCAUUGUAUUUAUUUGACUUCAUUCCGUGUAUCAAAAGCACAUUUUAACAUUUUUUUUUUUUUUUCUAUUUGCUUUUUGUUUGAAUUGGGUAGUGACAAGUCUAGGCCUCUGCAUAGAGUACCCCUCCCCACCCCCCCGGGGUCUUGCUGUUCCUGGAAGCAAGUGCAGUUGGAAGGAGAAUGCGUGUGCACACGUGUGUCUUGAUUUCACUGGGCUGGACUCCACAGUCCCUCCUGGCAACAAAACUGCCAUGCAAAGAGCUAUUUUGGAAGGGGUUAGAAUGAAUUGUGGCUGAAAUGAACUGUAUUGAAGAGCAUGGGAGCUGUCUCCGUGCUGGGCGAGUGCCUGUUCUAGAUAGCUCCUGUCACUGUGUGUAAUGAGGAUUCUCCAUGCACUAAAUAGCCAGGCACUUGAAAUUUGGCAAACACUAUUCCCCCUCUCCACUCCCCACCUUGGUGCUCUCAUUCAUUGACUUGUGGGGCCUCACUGGGAGAGGAGAAAGCUGAGGGGGCUUUUUUGUUGUUUUUUUUUCCUUGACUUCAUGUUGGCCUUGAUCACAAUCUCCUUUAAAAGCGAUAAACAAUGCCUGGAGCUGCAGCACUUGUGUAACUUCUCCUUUUUGGACAGAAAUAAAUGGAAACCCAGGAAUGUUUCUGAGGUGUUGGGCAGGUGGGUGUCUGUCGUUGAAUCACUACUGAAUGAACCCUGGCUGCCAAUGGAGUUAGCCACAGGUACUGCUAAUUAUGGGGCCAGUACAUUUUAGUACCUGAAGGUAUAUCUCGCUGAGGGUUUGUUUUUUUUUUUUGCACUGAUUGUGCCAAAGUGCUCUCCCCAAACCAGAGAGAUGCACAGCAGACAAGGCAGAACAGCUGGAGCCGGAGCCAGCUCUCUAGCACUUCCUUAGGCCAGUUUGAAUAGUUUGCUGUUGGAAUUUACCUUAGACUAGGAACAAGAUGGGAAAUUUCUGCCUGACAGCAGAGCUAACACUGGAUACUCCAAACUGGUUAUUGAUAGCACCUGCUUAGAAACUCGCUAGCAGGAUGGGCAUGGGAUAGGUGAUUCCAGGCUGUCUCUAGCCUCCAACUCCUUUGAGCCAGAUCGGUAGCUUCAAGUACAUAGGACACGUUCCUUCUGCACCAGAUAUGAAAGUUUUAAACUGAGCAAUGUGCCAAACCUGUAAAUCCUAUUAGCAUGUUCAAGCUAUUACAAGGAUGUUUGCAUUACUGCAUGGACCAUGAAGUGCUGAGAAUCUCUUUGAUCAGCAUAAAGGUCAUACUCCUUGCUUCAUUAACACACAAGCAGAUUUCCCAUGUAGCAAAUGGCAGAGAUUCAAAACUGCUUCUUCCACUCAUGCAAAACAAAAACCAGUCUUGAUAUUUCCCUUUAGAAUAGUGGGAAAGGGAGGAGAGGGAAGAGCUUAUCAAAGUAGAUAUCAGUUGCCUAGGAAGGUUUUUGGACUUUGAAAGUUGGAGCCAUAAUAAAGCAGGGAAGAUCUUUCUUGUAGAGAAGCCAAGUGCAUUGAGCAUCAUUCUCCUCCAGCAGGAGCUAGGUGCUGCCAAAAUGUUACCUCCUGUUCAAGCAGGAGUUCCCUCUUGCUGGGGCCGUGCUAAGGGCCACUGUAUAAAGGUAGUAGCAAUACAGGCCUUCCAGUGUUAUAUAGGCACCAGCUCCACACCCAACUUCAGCCACCACGUGCCAUGAGUUUUCAACUUCUGAAAAGCCCAGAUAGUUAACCAGAGCCCCACGAGGAAUCUCCCUUCUCCCUAAUCCUGAUCCAGUGAUACCUGAUCCCUGGCCAAACUUGGCUCUUAACGCCCUUUUUCUGGUGGUGGUUUUUUCUCCCAUCCCUUCCGUUGGUCAGAAAGAUGCCUGUGUCCUGGAUGGACAGAUGGGAGAUGGGUUGUUUUGUGUUGUUUUGUUACCCUUUGCAUUGCAUGCUAUGGCUCCAGCUGCCAGUAACUCUGGCUUUCCAGAGUUGUCAAAUCAUGCUUGAUCCUUCUCAGCCUUGUGC
Molecule: messenger RNA, 6949 nt
Organism: Gavialis gangeticus (Gharial)
Lineage: Eukaryota; Metazoa; Chordata; Crocodylia; Gavialidae
Gene: ARHGEF12
Product: Rho guanine nucleotide exchange factor 12
Exons: 40
Coding region: 281-4606 (1441 amino acids)
Biological process (GO): Rho protein signal transduction; G protein-coupled receptor signaling pathway
Cellular component (GO): cytoplasm
Molecular function (GO): GTPase activator activity; G protein-coupled receptor binding; guanyl-nucleotide exchange factor activity
Source: RefSeq, a predicted model, not a curated record